AUGAAUAGCAAAAAUUUGACUGAUUCAAUACCAAUUACGAAAGAUAUGAACCAUAAUAGUGGUGAACAUCAAACUAAAGAUUCGAAUUCUAAAAGUUUACCUGACAUUUGCAAUGUAAAUAAUGAAAAUCGACCAAUUUUACCUUCGGCAUCAACUAGUAACUUUCAAUCAUCAAAAUCUCAUCGAUUGUCACCAUGGAGUAUCAAUAUAGUAGAUGAUCCAGACUAUGCUGAGAUUAUAAAAGAAGCCGAAAGAGCUAUUAAAAAUGGAGUACUACCAGCUAGAAUAGCAAUUGGUUCAUCUGGCUCUUAUUUUGUUCGAAAUUGUGAAGGCAAAACUAUUGGAGUCUUCAAACCUAAAGAUGAAGAACCUUACGCUCGUUUUAAUCCGAAAUGGUCUAAAUGGAUUCAAAGAAAUUUAUUUCCUUGUUGUUUUGGUCGUAGUUGUUUAGUUAAUAAUCAAGGUUAUUUAUCUGAAGCUGGUGCUAGUAUCAUAGAUGAAAAACUUCGUUUAAAUAUCGUUCCUAAAACACAUGUUGUGCGGUUAACUGCUGAAUCUUUCAAUUAUUCUGUCCAUCAACGACUUUUCUUAACAACUAAACGUCGAACAAAUGAAAUCGUAGAUCGCCAUAUGCCUGGCAAACGAAUAUUCGAAUUAGAAGAAUUACGUAGUAAAGUUGGUUCUUUUCAAUUGUUUGUUGACAAUUAUAUUGGCGCAGAUGAUUUUAUUAAGCAAAUAGAGGAACAACCAUUACCAGACAAAGCUAUGGAACAAUUUCAAAAACAAUUCGAAAAACUUGUUGUACUAGAUUAUAUUAUACGAAAUACAGAUCGUAGUAAUGAUAAUUGGUUGGUGAAAUAUGUCGUAAAACCAAGCAACAAACGAGAUCAGCUCCUACAGUCGCUCUCCAACCAACAAAUUCAAUCAGAGAAACAAGAUGAAGGUGACGUGGCGGCAAGUUCUUCAAAAACGACUUCAAUCAAUGCAACUAAUCCUAACACCGAGAUUCUUAUAGCUGCUAUUGAUAAUGGUCUUGCAUUUCCAUAUAAACAUCCAGAUGAAUGGCGCGCUUAUCCAUUUCAUUGGGCUGGGUUAAAACAAGCUAAAAUACCAUUUUCUGAAGAAAUCAAAUCUCAAAUUCUACCAUUUAUAUCUGAUAUGAGUUUUGUUCAACACGAAUUAUGCGAUGAAAUUGAACGAUUAUUCGCUCUGGAUAAGAACUAUAGCCGCCGAUUAGUAGAACGACAAUUAUCUGUAAUGCGUGGACAAAUAUUAAAUUUAGCGAACGCUAUUCGCGAUGGAAAAUCACCAUUGGAAUUAGUGCACAUGCCAGGUGUUCUUGUUGAACGUGUUCGUGGUCAUAGCUUAGCAGGACGUAAAAAAUUUAAGAAAAAAUUCAAUGAUCGUUAUCCACUAUUUUCUUGGUUUUAA
This is a messenger RNA of Rotaria socialis, 1431 nucleotides long. NCBI's taxonomy places the organism in Eukaryota, Metazoa, Rotifera, Eurotatoria, Philodinida, Philodinidae. The record is from the annotation of a GenBank genome assembly.